Triplophysa rosa is the source of this 2100-nucleotide messenger RNA. RefSeq names its product fibronectin type III domain containing 10 (gene fndc10). The record is from RefSeq and is a predicted model, not a curated record. NCBI's taxonomy places the organism in Eukaryota, Metazoa, Chordata, Actinopteri, Cypriniformes, Nemacheilidae. The coding region runs from base 324 to 1178 and encodes 284 amino acids. The transcript is spliced from 2 exons.
CGGAAAAUGACUGUUCAUAACAUAUAAAUAGAGAAAACAUGAAUAGAAACAAAUAUAUAUAUAUAUAUAUAGCAAACAUCACGUACUACACGAAAAUGUGUGAACUAAUAAUGAUAGUUAACAGUGCACACACACGCGCGCGCGCACGCACACACACACGCACACACACACACAGAUGCUCGUUCUCGAUCGGCGGCUGAAGCGGACGGUGAUCUCGUCAUCCUGAGGUCGUCUCGCGCACCGGUGUGAUGGCGACCGCACGCGCGCCGUUAUUCCGCGCAUCUGUCCGUCGUGUCUGAAUAUAUAAAGCCGUUAGAUCAGACAUGUCACGCCGUCAGGGAUCGGAUCUCGUCCGCUGCUGUGCUCUUCUGAUGUUUGUCAGCACCGGGAGUCUAGCUUUACCGAACCGGACCAGCGCCGUCCGUUCUUCGCAAUAUGAAACCGCCGACAGUGAUAAUAUGAACACAGACACUCUGGGAAUCAAUAAAUCAAACAUCGAGCUGAUACCAAAGCUACAGGACGACAGCAGUACUGCGAGCGCGAGGCCCGCUUUGGGCUCCGAGGGUGAAAUUGGGCCACUGUGCGCGUACCGCACCCUGAGCGCGGGUGACCCGGGGCGUCUGUGUUUUCGGUACACGCUGUCCGACUUUAGAUGCCCCGCCUCUUCGUGUCGACAGGUGAGGUCACCGGACGGGCAACUCACAGCCAAUAUUCUGUCCAACAGCAGCGUGUUCAUUCAGUGGACCGUCCCGGGUCACGCGCCCCAGGACUCUAGCUCCCCACCAAAGAGCCUCACGCCGGUGCGACGGGGUCAGACGGGCGGCUUCAGGCUCAGCUGCUGGUGGAACGGCAGCUACACGCAGUUUGAAUGCGCCGGGGUGCACUUAGGCAGCAGCUGCAGGGAUUAUUUACUCAAUGAACUCCACGCGGACGUGCACUACCGCCUCUGCGUGCGGCCCUACGCCUCCGACCGGCCCGAAGCCUGCGUGGAGUUCAGCCUCGCGCCCAACGGGAUGCAGGACAUCGUCAUCGCCAUGACAACAGUGGGCGGGGCCAUCUGCGUGAUGCUGGUCAUCAUCUGUCUCCUGGUGGCGUACAUCACAGAAAACAUCAUGAAUCCACAACACACGCUCAGCGCGCAGCACUCGCACAGAUCACACUUACACACACACCUGUGAAACACACAAACACACACACACUCGUGUCCAGAGCUCAGGAUCAGACAUGAAAUGCAGGAUUCAUGUAAAACUGCUACACUGUUCCUGAGGUGCUCGUCCUCAACACAUCACCUACACAAACGUACAGGCUGUGUUCAGAAAGCAGAAUGUUUAAUUAAUACUGCGCAGUGAAGCAUUCCACUUUAAUCAUUAAUCUCCUCGUUUUAUCUUGUGGCUUAUUUUGCAUUUUUAACCUUCAUCUUUGUUUACACAAAAUUACAGUGUAAUGUUCUUAUCUUUACGUGUCUUGAGGUCAAAUGACGUCAAACUGACAUUUCCAGAGACACAAAGGCACUUGAUUUUUUGGCUGAGAAAAUGGCGGAUAUGAGGUUUGUUCUUUGCACUGGAAAUGAGAAACUAUUACACACGGCACAUUUGGUGAAAUCUGUGUAUUUGAUGUGAACAGCAGCAAUAAUGUGGUACAGUACAGCAGGAUGAUAUUCUGAACACAUGUCACACACACUUCACUCUCUUGAACUUUCUUCAUCUCUCAUUUAAUCAUGUCAUUCACCAGAAAAACUGUGCACUCUGUGAUAUCUAGACACAUAGUUAGAUGAAUAUUUCUUCUGGUCUGUAAAACCGAACAUGAAGACUUUGCGUGGGCUCUUUUCAGUCAUGUUUUGGCUUUAGUGAGGAGGAAAAGCUGCUUUACUUUAUUAAAGGGAUGCUGUGCAGUUUUGUACUGUAAUGUUGUGUGUGUGUGUGUGCGUGCGUGCGUGUGUGUGUGUCAAACCCAAUAAUUUACAGUAUGCCUUAUCUUUACACAAAUUAUAGAGUAAUAUUCACCAAAAUGAGAACUGGGUGACCGGUAGGUCAUUUCAAUACUGUGCUUUUAUUCCUCUGUAUUACAAAACUUUUGUGUCAAUAAAAGGAUGAAUUUAAU